UGUCGGCGGCUGAGCCCGCCAGUUUUAUUUUAGUCGCAAUUACACCUUUAAAGAAAUCACAUGUUUUACUGUUCCAACCUUCUGACGUACGUUUUGUGGAUUUAACUUAUAAAGUGGACAUUACUUAUAAGUGGACAACAACAAUAAUAUACCUGAACAUAACGUAUAUUAAUAUAAUUACGUACAUCGGGUAUAAAAUUAACGUACAUUUGUGACCCCGACGUGAUCAUUAGGUAUACGUACAUUGGUGACGCCAGUUGAACAUUUUUUUUUACGUUUGGGACAGUGCAAGUUGUGAAUAUGAAUCCUCAAGACGGACCCGCACCUAUUUACGCCGCGCCUAAUACGCCGGCGCCUUCUUUAACGGAGACGGAUACUUUGGCGAGUAUAAGUGUUUCGUCAAGGAUACCUGAUUUUUGGUCAGACCAACCGCGACUCUGGGUUAUCCAAUUUGAGGCCGUAAUAGAAUCGCAACGACUAGGUGAUGUAACAAAACAAAACUUAGUCGUUACAAAACUCAGCAAAUCUGCCAUACAGCAAGUCAGCGACCUGCUGCUGUCACCACCACAAGAAUGACGAUAUCAGACAUUGAAGGACCGUCUGUUACAAGUGUUUGAAGAGUCUGAGACGCGGCAAUUUCAAAAGCUUUUGGGGGAAAUGGAACUGGGCACCCAAAAGCCAUCGCAACUUCUCCGUCGGAUGAGAGACUUGGCUAGAAACAAACUACCAGACUCCACGCUACAAAUAAUGUGGACCAGACACUUGCCGUCGGCAGUUCAGGCUGUUCUUGCUGUCACCGAGGUCAAGGAUUUGGAGAGCUUGGCAACGGUGGCGGACAAGGUUAUGGAGGCAACCAGGCCAGAAUAUACAGAAAUAGCCGAAAUGAAAACCUCCACGCCGGGAAGCAUUCACGAAUUAUCGGAAAUGAUUAACCGACUGCAAGUGGAAGUUGCUGAGUUACGCCGGUCCAGAACACCUCAACGACAGGAGUGCUCAACUGCGCGAGGGAGAACAAGCCGAUCGGGUCAGCGCGACGUGAGUAUGUCCCGAAAAAAAACAAAUUGGUUAUGUUUUUAUCAUCACCGUUACCGUGCUAAGGCUGUGAAGUGCGUCGAGCCUUGCAAUUGGAAGGGGGCUAAACCGACAUCUACGCAGGGAAACUAGACGCGAUACAGCCGGUGGCGGGGGCAAGUAUCGAAUCGCAUAAUAACCGCCUUUGUGUUUUCGACCGAAAUAGCAGACUAAAAUUUUAAUUGAUACGGGUGCCAACGUAUCUGUGAUUCCUGCAGUUAAAAAGUGUGUGUCUUCUUUCAGAUGAUUGUAAUUAUAAGUUAUAUGCUGCAAAUGGUACUGAAAUUAAGACAUAUGGUACGCGUACUCUUGUUUUAAAUUUAAAUCUAAGGAGAGCAUUUAGAUGGACUUUCAUUAUAGCGGACGUAAAGCAGCCAAUUAUUGGGGCAGACUUUUUAAGCCAUUUCAAACUGUUAGUUGAUUUACACGCGCGAAAAUUAAGGGACCAAGUUACCAAUCUAAAUGUUCUCGCUUCGAUUAUUUCACAGGAUAGUAACGAUGAGUCAUCUAUAAUUACGAUAUUUAUUGGAAAUGUUAAACAUCGACACUUUUUAGCAAUAC
Messenger RNA from Ostrinia furnacalis (Asian corn borer), 1632 nucleotides. RefSeq lists its product as uncharacterized. The transcript is spliced from 2 exons. NCBI's taxonomy places the organism in Eukaryota, Metazoa, Arthropoda, Insecta, Lepidoptera, Crambidae. The coding region runs from base 658 to 1164 and encodes 168 amino acids. The record is from RefSeq and is a predicted model, not a curated record.